GCCAUAGGCCAAUUCCAAUCGGCGUGCUCAUUUGAACAAGAAGAACCGCUACGAAGCACGGGAGGAGAGCGGCCCAGUACGAUAAUUCAACUUUCAAGUCAAUAUUGAUGGAGUGGCAGCCAGAUGAGCAGGGACUUCAGCAGGUCCUCCAACUGCUCAAAGACUCACAGUCGCCCAACACAGUCACGCAGAGAGCUGUCCAACAAAAACUCGAACAACUCAACCAAUUCCCCGACUUCAAUAACUAUCUCAUCUUUGUUCUCACGCGACUCAAAACUGAAGAUGAGCCGACUCGCUCUCUGAGUGGUCUGAUACUGAAGAACAAUGUUAAGGCCCACUACCAGAGCUUCCCCUCAGCUGUUGCUGACUUCAUCAAGCAGGAAUGUCUCAACAACAUCGGUGAUCCCUCGCCGCUCAUCCGUGCCACCAUCGGCAUCCUGAUCACUACUAUUGCCUCCAAGGGAGAGCUACAAACAUGGCCUGAGCUGCUGCCCCAGCUCUGCAACUUGCUCAACUCGGAGGACUACAACACCUGCGAGGGCUCGUUUGGAGCACUGCAGAAGAUCUGCGAGGACUCAUCGGAGCUGCUGGACAGCGACGCUCUGAACAGACCCCUCAACAUUAUGAUACCAAAAUUCCUCCAGUUCUUCAAGCACUGCAGCCCUAAGAUUAGGUCCCACGCCAUCGCCUGUGUGAACCAGUUCAUCAUUGGUAGAGCCCAGGCCUUAAUGGACAACAUUGACACCUUCAUAGAGAGCUUGUUUGCGCUGGCAGCAGAUGAAGACUCUGAGGUUCGAAAGAAUGUGUGCCGAGCCCUGGUCAUGUUACUGGAGGUCCGCAUUGACCGCCUCAUCCCCCACAUGCACAGCAUCAUCCAGUACAUGCUGCAGCGAACCCAGGACCCCGAUGAGAACGUGGCUCUGGAGGCCUGCGAGUUCUGGUUGACUUUAGCGGAGCAACCCAUCUGUAAGGAGAUGCUGUCUGGACACCUGGUGCAACUGACACCUAUCCUGGUAAAUGGGAUGAAAUAUUCAGAGAUAGACAUCAUAUUAUUAAAGGGUGAUGUGGAAGAGGACGAGGCAGUGCCAGAUAGCGAUCAGGACAUCAAGCCUCGCUUCCACAAGUCGCGCACUGUCACCCUGCAGCACGAAGGAGGGGAGGGGGAGGAGGGCGAGGACAUUGAAGAAGACGAUGACGAUGAUGACGACACGCUGUCCGACUGGAACCUGCGAAAAUGUUCAGCUGCAGCGCUGGACGUGCUGGCCAACGUGUUCCGUGAUGAGCUGCUGCCCCACCUCCUGCCCCUCCUGAAAGGCCUGCUCUUCCACCCAGACUGGGUCAUCAAGGAGUCUGGCAUCCUGGUUUUGGGAGCCAUAGCCGAGGGCUGCAUGCAGGGUAUGGUGCCCUACCUACCAGAGCUGAUCCCCCACCUUAUCCAGUGUCUCUGUGACAAAAAGGCCCUGGUGCGCUCCAUCGCCUGCUGGACCCUGAGUCGCUAUGCACACUGGGUGGUCUCCCAGCCCCCCGACUCCUACCUCAAACCUCUCAUGACGGAGCUCCUGAAACGCAUCCUGGACGGCAACAAGAGGGUGCAGGAGGCCGCCUGCAGUGCGUUUGCCACCCUGGAGGAGGAGGCGUGCACAGAGCUGGUGCCCUACCUGAGCUUCAUCCUCGACACACUGGUGUUUGCCUUUGGAAAGUACCAGCACAAGAAUCUGCUCAUUCUCUACGAUGCCAUAGGAACCCUGGCAGACUCAGUGGGUCACCACCUUAAUCAGCCUGAGUACAUUCAGAAGUUGAUGCCCCCCCUUAUUGCCAAGUGGAAUGAGCUGAAAGAUGAGGACAAGGAUCUCUUUCCACUCCUAGAGUGUCUGUCGUCAGUAGCCACCGCCCUGCAGAGUGGUUUUCUGCCUUACUGUGAGCCAGUUUAUCAACGCUGUGUCACACUAGUCCAGAAGACUCUAGCUCAGGCCAUGAUGUACAACCAGCAUCCAGACCAGUAUGAGGCCCCUGACAAGGAUUUCAUGAUCGUGGCUUUGGAUCUGCUGAGCGGCCUGGCUGAGGGUUUGGGGGGUCAUGUGGAACAGCUAGUGGCCCGCUCGAACAUCAUGACCCUGCUUUUCCAGUGCAUGCAGGAUACUAUGCCCGAGGUGAGGCAAAGCUCCUUCGCUCUGCUGGGUGAUCUAACCAAGGCAUGCUUCCUCCAUGUUAAGCCCUGUAUUGCUGAGUUCAUGCCCAUCCUGGGGCUGAACCUGAACCCAGAGUUUAUCUCGGUGUGUAAUAACGCCACCUGGGCCAUCGGAGAGAUCUCCAUGCAGAUGGGUGCAGAGAUGCAGCCUUAUGUGGGCAUGGUGCUGCCACACCUAGUGGAGAUCAUCAAUAGACCCAACACACCCAAGACUCUGCUGGAAAACACAGCCAUCACGAUCGGCAGACUGGGUUACGUCUGCCCCCAGGAAGUGGCACCACAGCUGCAACAAUUCAUUAGACCAUGGUGCACAUCGUUGAGGAACAUCAGAGAUAAUGAGGAGAAGGACUCGGCCUUCAGAGGUAUCUGCGUGAUGAUCGGUGUUAACCCUGCAGGAGUGGUGCAGGACUUCAUUUUCUUCUGUGACGCUGUGGCCUCCUGGGUCAACCCCAAGGACGACCUGAGGGACAUGUUCUAUAAGAUCCUGCAUGGAUUCAAGGACCAGGUCGGGGAAGAGAACUGGCAGCAGUUCUCGGAGCAGUUCCCUCCUUUGUUGAAGGAGCGCCUGUCAGCCUGCUACGGCGUCUAACCCAAACUCCCCUUUGUCCACAGAGGACACCAACCUGUUAGGUUCAUGUAGGGGAGGGUUACUGGGGAACUCAUUGCACUGCCCAGAUUGUGGGGAGAAACAAGAGCUGGAGGGAUGUGACUGGCCUUGACCCUCCACUCAGCGGAUGGCCCCCUUUCCCCCCGCGCCCUGUGUGUCUCUCUGAGGGAGGGAGGGGUGGGAGGAGGGUGGUGGGUGUGGGAGGGUAAACUGGGGAUAUAUACAUAUACCUCUCGGACUAAACGCCUCACUCAAUCCAACACAGUCAAAAGUGACUUUUCGCCAACAGCACGCAGGGAUCCUAGUUAAGUGAGGCUGGCUUUGACCGCCCCCUCCUCGAUUUGAUUAUUCUGUUAAGAUAGGUAACGGCUGGGAGGGGAGGGGGGGGGUGUCAGAUAGGUACAUAAUAAAGGAAUUAUCUGAACCAGCAUAGGGUGCCACAGUCCCAAACACCACAAUGCACCUAGUCCGUAGAAUCACACGCGUAGAUGUGUUUAAAUAGGCUCGUGCCAGAGGCUAAACAAAAACAACAUUUUACUAUGUAACAGUGCAGGAAAUGUGCACAAAUUGUUUGCACCUUUUCUGGUGAAAUUGCAUAAACCAUUUGGUGUGCAUAUACAUGGGUCUUUACUCUUUUCACGCGUACAUUUAGCUGAAUUUAAUUUCCUUCCUCUUCCCUCGGUUACUGAAUUCCUCGCCGAUCAUCACUCGAGACAAAAAAAAACAAACAAAAAAAAAAAAUGAUGCAGUAGGUCUGUCCUCUAAGGUUUUACCACCGCAGUACCAAGUUAUUGCAUGGCAUAUGAUCACCUCUGAAGUGACGCAUGUUUGAGUGAAUGUCUGUCUCGUCGCUCACUUGAUUCAUUACAUUAAUUGUCGUCAGUACGGGGAGGCUGCCAUAAAGCGAAGCUGUCAGGUGCUUGCUCUGUUUGUCCUCCCAUUCAUACAUAUUGUCGAAACAAUGUCCCUUUAGUUCAAUGGAAGCUUUGUGCGUGAAGACCAACUUUAGGUAAAUUAAAGCAGGAAUCAGCCUCACGUCGGUUUGGAGAAUCCUGCUCUGCAUCAAGAGUUCAAAUACUGUAGUCGAGAAUCCUUUUUGCUGCUGCUGCUGCUGCUGCUGCUUCGUUUUUAGGGACUUUACAAGACAGACUUACUGAGGGCGAUAAGACAUCACCAAGAAUGAAUAACUGAUAUAAAUGCACUUUUUUUUUCUUUUUUUGUAAGAAAUUUAGAAUUUCAAAUGUAAGACAUACAGUAAUAAUAUACUGAUCUUGAGACAUAGUUUCUUUUGAUUUUAGGACUGUUAAUGACUUGAUAACUUUAAGCAUAAUGAUUAUGGUAAGCAAUGGUAAAAAUGGCUAGCUAAGACUUGAGGCCUCUUAACGUGGUUUUAUAAUGUAGCGCCUCCUGAAGUAGGAUUUAAGAGGAGGGAGACAUCUUAAUUACAGUAUUUUGCAUCCACGUCCCAGUGCAUCUGUCAAUCCGUACCUGUGUUUGAGUGUCCCCGACUUUCUCAUCAAUGCUUUUUUUGUUUGUUUGUUAAACGAUGGCUGCUCGAGCCAUCAAGGCUGCUCCUGGUCAUGAACAUUGCAUGCUUUUCAGUGAGUCUUGCUCCUCUUUCUUUUUUAGUCAUUUUAUAUAACCGGUCCAUUUGAAGGGCUCUACCGUCUAAGAGCUUUGUCAAUGGCAAUGCAACUUGCUGCUGGACUAAUAAGGUACUUCUCCAGCUUCUGAUCAAACUAAUGAUUGUCGUUGCCAUAUAUUCACCCGUUGAUACUGUGUAGGAUUUGCCCAGGAAUACACUGACUCCAAUAGUUGUCCCCUGACACUGGUUAGCUUCUGUGAGCGAGUGGUGGUCUUUAUCGAGCUUUAUCUUUUAGUCGUUGUCCCCAGUGGACGGUUCUGAUGGAAGUGUGUAUGGCUGUUUGCCUGUUGGUGUUUUGCCAUAAAGGUGUGUAUGUGAGUACUGCUUAGAUGUGAUGUUGCACCAGCACCGAUGAAGUUAUAUCCUGGGGCAUCGUUUGAGUGGAUGUGGCUGUGGGGAGUAUCAACAUUUGCCUGCCAGUUAACACCAGUUUGAACUUAGUUUGAGCAAAUCUUCUGAAGGCCCAGAUGCACCAAACCGACAUCAUGAACUAGCUGCGACGAAUUGUUUGUCGGCCAAGAAGUUUCCCAUAAACACAAAGCAAAGAAAUGGCAUCGUUUUGCGCCUGCGUGAGAAGAAAUAACUCUCCAUGCCAGCAGACGGUGGCCGCUCAUAUCCGCCAUUUAAAAAAGGGAAACCGGAAGACUGACGUGGUGCAAGUCAGCACAUUAACAACACAAUCCAAUGUUAAAAAACUGCGUAUUUACCAAUGCAGCAGUCAACGAGAACUCAAACCACCAGGAAACGUUUCUGCUAAAUUGCUCAAUGGCAAACGAAAAACAAUCUUACCGUAUAUAACAAGCUUUUUUUGACCUCCCUCCCUUUUGAUUUGAGCCGUUUGUUGACAUUUCUUGCUUCCGUUUCUCUUCUCGUGUGCUGACCUAAACCGCCAGUCCGCGAUUUUAUUCACCGACGGGCUCUGCUGAUUAAACAUACUUAAUUGGCUUAAAAAAAGACCUCUUCCUUCCUGAAUAUCAGCUCACGUCAGUAGAUGAUGUAUUUUAUAGAAUUAGAGUUAAUGUAAAAGUUUCUUCAAACAGAUCUUUUCCAUGUUUUAACUGGUAGGCAAGCUUUGAGAUGUGAGGCAGUCACUCACUGAUCACAGGCUGGACUGUUCAGUUCUUGGAGCAGCGACUGGUGAAGCAUUCGUUACAUGAAUCACUCAGAGGAUGCAGCUCCUGUGCCACAAAGAAUUGGUAAAAAAAAAAAAAAAAAAAAAGUUGAGGCUUUACCACUCCUCAUCAUUUUGUGAUACACUAAGCUACAUACAGAAGUAAAUUUAAAUGCAAGUUGUCCACAGAUUAUUUUAUUUUUAUUUUUAUUUUGAUGCUCGUGACGGUUUUGUUUUUAUUAAUUUAUUUUAUUUCUGAUUUAUUAUUUUUAUUAUUUUUUGUUUGUUUUUUUGUGCACCAGUGCACAAAUUCUUUUGGACUUUAAAAGUUUUUUUUCCUUCCUUUUUUUAUUCUUUUUAUUUAAAGAAUUAUUUGUUUUCGUUGUUUUAUAGCGGACCAUUUGAUUUUGUCAAAUUUGAUGUGGUAGGACUGAAAGAGAGUCUGUGCUCAGUGCAUACCUUAGGGAAGAAUGUGGAAAACUAAUUCAUAACUUUGUUUCAAUCUGAUAUCAAGGCUGGCAAUUGAAUUUGAUGUAGUACCUUUUUCUUUGCUCAACUGUGGUGCAGGUGGGAUGUUAUCUGAUGUAUCCCUUUUUAUUUAAUUUUUGUGAAUAGGGGAAAAUAAAUUUUUUUUCUAUUAA
Molecule: messenger RNA, 6192 nt
Organism: Plectropomus leopardus (leopard coralgrouper)
Lineage: Eukaryota; Metazoa; Chordata; Actinopteri; Perciformes; Serranidae
Product: transportin-2-like
Biological process (GO): protein import into nucleus
Molecular function (GO): small GTPase binding
Source: RefSeq, a predicted model, not a curated record